This is a messenger RNA of Spinacia oleracea (spinach), 3460 nucleotides long. RefSeq names its product probable RNA helicase SDE3. Gene Ontology annotation, molecular function: RNA binding; 5'-3' RNA helicase activity. Lineage: Eukaryota; Viridiplantae; Streptophyta; Magnoliopsida; Caryophyllales; Amaranthaceae. The record is from RefSeq and is a predicted model, not a curated record. Bases 381 to 3371 code for a protein of 996 amino acids. The transcript has 5 exons.
UGGCUAAACAAAUCCAACCGGUCCCCCCUACUUUUCUCAUCUGAGUUGCAUUGCAUCUUGACAUGACUCUUCAGUUCCGGUAGAACAAAUUUCCCCAACACUCGAAAAACUGCUACUUCACUCCGUUAAAAGUAGCAGCAAAACCCCAACAAAACCCCACCAAUUUCCGGCGAACUAGCUAGCGCCUCCGCCCGCACGGCGUUCCCGUGGUCGAUUGUCACCCGCACCUGUUCCACCUCCGCACCCUAGGUUGUACCCUUUUUGUUUGGUUUGCUUCCAGCUCGACGCAAUUAUCUUUGGAGAAGUGGAGUAAACAGUUGUUUUUAGUAGCUUUCAUUAUAAAGCUUUUACAUUGGUCUGUAUCAUUUUAUUCUCUGGCAAUGAGUGUCUGUGGUGACAAAUCGGAUGAUGAGUAUUCUGUCAUUGGAGACAAAGGGGAGAUGGGAUUUAUUGAUUAUCAGAAUCAGAGCUCUGUUUGUAGCUAUGAUCCAUAUGAGGAUGGCCCAGUUGUUAUUUCUGUGCCUUUUCCAUCUGUUGAACAUAAGCCUCAAUCAAUUUUUGUCGAUGAGGUUGCAGCUGAUUCAAUAACCAUUAAAAACACAACCAGCGAUUCUGUAGAACUUUGGAGGAUCCAAAUAUAUGCUUCAAACCCUGAAGAUUCUUUCAAACUUUCGUUGAUGGAGCCUUCCAAACCAGGGUUUGUGGGCUUUUCUUCUUUGGAAGACCGGAUACUUCAACCACUUAAAACGUUGACAGUUUGGUUAUCUUGCAAGCCUACAGAUAUUGGGAUGUACACAUGCAUUGUCCACUUUGACGUUGGGGAUGAUAGGAUAGAGCGUGUGGUCUUUCUCUUGGCAGAAGAUAGUAUCUCUAAAGCUUUAGCUUCGAAGAAGCCGUAUCAAAGGGGAAGGAAAAAGGCAAAUUUUGUUAUGGAUUCCUAUGUUCAAGGCGUACGCCCAGCAAGGCCAAGCUGCCGCGGUUUCCGUCCUAGGCUUCCUAGUUAUGAGAUACCAAAAGAAAUCAGAGAAGUUAUAGAGAAUAAGCAGGUUCCAGAUGCUAUCUUAGAAGGGCUAUCAAGGAAGAACUAUGUACCUUUCUUCAGAACACUACUUGUUAUGGAAGAACUGCGCUUGGAGCAAGAUAUACAGGCUUAUAACAUGGAGAAUGUCUCUAUGAGGAGCAAGGGCCGUCAGUUCUUAACACUGGAGGUCCUAGGCUUGGCUGAAAGAAGACCUUCACUAGUGCAUGGAGAUUCCGUCUACGCCAGACUUGCUUCCGGAGAGGUUGAUGACAAUCCUGUUUAUGAGGGUUGUAUACACCGCGUAGAGGCUGAUCAAGUAUAUCUGAAAUUUGCUGAUGAAUUCCACCAUCGUCACAACGAUCGUAAUUUUUAUAACAUCAGAUUUAUGUACAAUCGUGUCAGUAUGAGAAGACUAUAUCAUGCUAUUGAAGGUGCAGAAAAAGUACAUAAAGCCUUCCUCUUUCCAUCUGAGUCUUUAGUGAAGAGGCAGAUUACACCAGCCCCAAUGGUGCCAAUAUCUAGUAAGCUCAAUGAGGAGCAACUGAAUGCUGUUGAAAUGGUUCUAGGAUGUCGAGGGGGAGUCCCAUAUAUGAUAAAUGGGCCACCAGGUACUGGUAAAACAAUGACACUGGUAGAAGUGAUCCUCCAACUUUACAAAACCCGCAAAAAUUCUCGGAUUUUAAUCUGUGCCUCUUCCAACUGUGCCGCAGACCAUAUACUGGACAAAAUUCUGAAAGAGAGGAACAUUAAAAUCCGGGAAAAUGAAAUUUUCAGGCUCAAUGCGAGCAGUCGCCCAGUUGAAGAUAUGAACCCUGAUUAUAUGCAAUUUUGUUAUUUUGAGCACUCUAUUUUCCGGUGUCCUCCGCUCGAGGCACUGUUGCAUUAUAGAGUCAUUAUAACAACAUAUAUGAGUUCUGUCAAUCUUCAUGCAGAAGGGGUUAGGCAGGGCCACUUCUCUCACAUAAUUCUUGAUGAGGCAGGCCAGGCCUCAGAACCAGAAACCCUUGUUUCCAUUUCUAGCCUCUGCCAGAAUAAUACUGUGGUUGUUCUUGCUGGAGAUCCAAUGCAACUAGGCCCUGUCAUAUUUUCCCAAGAUGCAAAGAAACACGGAUUAGGAAAAUCAUAUUUGGAAAGGCUGUUUGAAUGUGAUCUCUAUAGUGAAGGGGAUGAAGGUUAUGUGACAACACUUCGGCGGAACUACCGAUCCCACUCUGAAAUCCUGUGUCUGCCUUCAGAAUUAUUUUACAAUGGAGAAUUGAUGGCAUGCUACAAACCCAUGAACUCCACAUCUUGGGAAGAUCUCCUUCCUAAUAAGGAAUUUCCCAUUCUUUUUACUGGUAUCCAAGCGUAUGAUGAGAGGGAAGGAGAUAACCCCUCAUGGUUCAAUCGCACUGAGGCUAGCAUGGUAGUUAAGUUUAUCAAGAAGCUCAUAGAAAGGGAUGUUAGUGAAAGCGAAAUCGGUGUGAUUACACCUUACAGGCAGCAAGUAGCCAAAAUUAAAACCGCUCUUGAAAAUGGCGAUAUCAAUGAUAUCAAGAUUGGUAGUGUUGAGCAGUUUCAAGGACAAGAGAGGGAAGUGAUUAUUAUAUCCACUGUCCGAUCAACUGUUAAACAUGAUGAAUUUGACAGAGUCCAUUAUUUAGGAUUUCUUAGCAAUCCAAAGAGGUUUAAUGUUGCCAUCACCCGAGCCAGAUCUUUGCUUGUCAUUAUCGGGAACCCACAUAUUAUCUGUAAGGAUCCUUUCUGGGCAAAGCUUCUGUGGCGUUGCGUAGACAACAAUGCAUAUGAGGGUUGUUCUCUUCCCGAAAGACAGGGGUUCAGUGAGGAGACUCCGUUAGAGGGCGAAGGGUCUCAUGCUGCAGACCAAGAUAAUCGCAACAACUACUCUUACGAGGAUUGUUCUAUUCCUCACGGUGAAAGCAAUAAUGAUAACUUUUCGGCAGUGGAUGGAUGGUGUCUUGAUGCACCUGUAGUGCAACAGAAUGGUGCAGAACUAUCUUGGGAAAAUGAUACUUCUAAACCUGUCAAAGGUGAGGAGGAAUGGUCUGAUGGAUGGACUCUUGAUGCACCUGUGGUGCAACAGAAUGGUGCAGAAUGGUCUCUUGAUGCACCUGCGCCGCAACAGAAUGGUGCAGAAUGGACUCUUGAUGCACCUGUGGUGCAACAGAAUGGUGCAGAGCCAUCUUCGGAAGUUGAUACUCUUAAACCUGUCAAGGGUGAAGGCGAAUGCUCAGACGGAUGGUCUCUUGAAGCCCCUUCGGUGCAAGAGGAUGGUCCAGAGCUAUCCUGGGAAAAUGAUAUUCCUAUACCUGUUAAGGAUGAAGAUGAAUGGUCUGACGGCUGGAAGUGAUUUUAUGUUUUUACAUCCUCCGCCAAUUUUUGUAGUUCCUGUUAAAUAUUUAUAUUGGUGAUCAAUUGAUAAUGACUUGAUUCGUGUCA